UGGCAACGGUCGAACGGCUGGUCCUGUCUUGGUCAGGAUCAGGCCUCGACAACUGUGGAAGGGACACACGCCAUAAUCCAUCAGAACUUGAGAAGACCAGGCAGGAGCUCAGUGAGAAAAAAAAAGUUUAUUCCAUAUCGUUCGUCCGCACCUCUCACUUCUCGAACUGCUGUGAUUUUCGCUUACCUUUCAUCUUUCAUGUCUUAAUAAUACUUCUCAAGAUACCGUUUCUUUAUCAUCAUCACCAUCCCUGCUCUAUUUUACUUGCCAAUGGGCUCCAAUGUUCUUUCUCAGGUGUCUUUGAUUAAUUUUCCGGUGUUGUUUGUGGUUCCAAAGAACCCCACUCAUUGGGGUCCGAAGAGGCCAGGAUAUUCUUCUUUCUUCCGUCCCUCCGAGCUCAAUUCAUUCGCAACUGAACUUUCUAGGGUUUCAUCCAAUUCUAUCCACUCCAGCCUUUCAAAGCGCGGAAAGCAACCUUUUGUUGUUAGAGCUGAUGAAGAGGGAGUGGAUGAAGUUUCUGAAGCUCCUAUUGCAGAGGAGGCUGCACCCGAAUCUGGGUCAGAAACUGAGUCAGAGUCUCAAAUGGAUGCCGCCGCAAAAGAGGAAAAGCCUCCCAGGAAGCCUCGGAUUAAGCUCGGAGAUAUAAUGGGGGUAUUAUAUUUUUUCUCCAUUUUUCCUUUCAUAGGCUGUUUGGCUUAUUUUGAUUGGUGAGAAAGCCGAACAUACACAUGAAAAUUCAAUGAAAUGGCAUAAUGAGAAUUUUUUAGUUUUGGAAAGACAUAUAAAUCUUAUAAUUUCAUACUCUAUUAGAUUAACUAAGGGGCGUUUGGAACUGAUUUUGCUUCUACUUCUCUAAAGCAGAAUCAGAAUCAAUUUUCAGAAGCGGGUCACUUUCAGUUUCUAAAAAUUGAUUGUAGGAGUAAAAAAGAGUAACAAAAUCACUUCCGCACUUUCAUCCAAACACUCUAGCUUCUGCUUUUGCUCCCUGAGAGAGCACAAGCAGUUUUAAGAAUCAGAUCCGAACACCCCUAAAUCUGAUCUAAUCAAGACCAAUUCAAGGAACUUAAAAUUGGCACGUUGGAGGAGAAGGGCAGUAAUUUGAUGAAGGGUUUUACUUUGUCUUAGUAGAUAUUGAACAAGAAAGCAGUUGAAGCAGCUGAUACUGAAAGGCAUGUACCGGAUCUUAGGACUGGUGAUAUUGUAGAGAUCAAGCUGGAAGUUCCAGAAAACAGGAAGAGAUUGUCUGUUUAUAAAGGUAUAGUCAUGUCAAAGCAAAAUGCUGGUAUUCACACUACCAUUCGGAUUCGGAGGAUCAUUGCUGGUGUUGGGGUUGAGAUUGUGUUCCCUAUAUAUUCACCAAACAUCAAAGAGAUCAAGGUAGUAAAACACCGUAAAGUGAGGCGGGCAAGGUUGUACUAUUUGCGAGACAAACUUCCAAGGCUUUCCACUUUCAAGUGAAGUCUUCAUUGAAUUUAUGCUUUGUUUAUGUGUGGAUGUAUCUUUACUCUUUUCCCUCUUUGGUAUCCGGAUCUGUAAUGUUUGCUCAAUACUAUGGUAGGGGAUAAAAAAGAGUUGGUGUCAAUUUUUGUCUUCAGAUAUGCUAUUGUGUUUGUCCUCUUGUAUCAAAUUAACAGUGUUUGAGUUUGUUUUUAGUCUUUUUACUUAUAAGAAAUUAUUUAUUUAGAGAUUAUAUAAAUCCGCAUAGAUAUUGAAA
This is a messenger RNA of Cuscuta epithymum, 1714 nucleotides long. The record is from the annotation of a GenBank genome assembly. NCBI's taxonomy places the organism in Eukaryota, Viridiplantae, Streptophyta, Magnoliopsida, Solanales, Convolvulaceae.